AUGCAGAACCAUUUCCUCUGGGCAGGACUUCUAGGCACUCUCCCCUUCGCCCAGCCCACCCCUUCGCAACUAUGCCGCCGCAUCCCCUCCGACCACGAAUGGCCCUCGCCCGCCGACUGGGACGCCCUCAACACCACGCUCAGCGGCCGUCUAAUUCGCACCGACCCGAUCGGCCACGUCUGCCACGAUCCCACUUACGAUGCCGACGCAUGCCGCUACGUGCAGGACAACUGGGAUAAUGUCGAGUGGCGGACCUCGCUGGCGGAUAAUUUGCUUUCGCCGGCUUUUGCGGGCGAUUCGUGUGAUCCAUUUGCGCCAAGGGCGAUGCCGUGUACGGUUGGGGGGAAUGUGCUGUAUAAUGUUAAUGUGACGACGCCGGCGGAUGUGGCCAGGGGGAUUGAGUUUGCGAGGAGGAGGAAUAUUAGGUUGGUGGUGAAGAAUACGGGGCAUGAUUUCUUGGGAAGAUCAGUCGGCUACGGCGGUCUUGGACUUUGGAUGCACAAUGUCCAAGGCAUGGACCUCAUUCCGCAUUACAAGACCCAUGACUACAGCGGCCCCGCGAUCAAACUCAUGGCCGGCACACAGAGCUACCAGGCUUACGAGUUUGUGAACCGGCACGGGUACAUGAUCGCAGGAGGCGAAUGCGCGACCGUGGGGAUCGCUGGGGGUUUCACCAGCGGUGGCGGCCACGGUCCCGCAAGCAGCUAUCUCGGCCUUGCAGCCGACCAAACGCUAGAGUUCGAAGUCAUCCUCGCCAACGGCACCCUGUUGCGCGCUGCCCGCGACGGCGAGACCGAAGACCUAUACUGGGCUCUCAGCGGCGGCGGGCCAGGCUUCGGCGUCGUCUGGUCCGUGACAUACAAGCUCUUCCGCGACGUGCCCGUGGUCGGCAACGUGAUCUCCUUCAAGGCUGGGAAUCGCACAGAGGCGUACUGGCAAGCCAUCGACACCUGGAACUCGCUCAUCACGGCCAUCGCGGACGUCCAGGGGUUUGCCUAUACCAACAUCGGCCCGGAUGAGUUCAGCAUCACGCCCGUCUUCGUCCCGAACAGCAACCGCCAAGAAAUGGAAACCCUCCUUUCCCCUCUCCACCGCCGCCUCGAAGAGCUGGGUAUCCCCUACGACUCCAACACGACGGAAUUCCGCGGCUUCUACGACGCCUGGCGCGCACUCCUCCCGCAAAAAGGCGCCGGCUACGGCAUCAACCACCUAACAACCCGCCUCCUGCCCCGGCGAGUCUUCACGCAAGACCUCCAGAACUUCGCCAGCGUCGCCCGCUCCAUCGUCGACGAAGGCGGGUACCUUCUCGAAAUGGUCGUCAGCCCCCGCCAUGCAUCCCCAGUCUCAUCCGGUGGACGUGGCCGCUCCGACACCGCGGUCAACGCCGCCUGGCAGUCGUCCGACAUGCUCUUCUACGCAAUCUCCGGGCGCGAGAACAGCACCCAAGCCGACGUCGACGAUCAAGUGACAUACGCCUGGGGCGAUAGAUUACGAGCGCUGGCGCCCGAGUCCGGGUCGUAUAUGAACGAGGCGGAUCCGGAUGAGCCGGAUUUUCGGAGGGCGUUUCAUGGAGAGAAGUAUCCGCGGUUGUUGGGGGUUAAGAGGAGGUAUGAUCCGGAGGGGUUUUUUAUGCGAAGACUGCUGUGGGGAGUGAGGAGUGGGUGGAGAGGGGGGAUGGGAGGCUUCGUAGGGUUGGGUAGGUGA
Messenger RNA from Zasmidium cellare ATCC 36951, 1704 nucleotides. RefSeq lists its product as uncharacterized. Bases 1 to 1704 code for a protein of 567 amino acids. The transcript has 2 exons. Gene Ontology annotation, molecular function: FAD binding; oxidoreductase activity. Lineage: Eukaryota; Fungi; Ascomycota; Dothideomycetes; Mycosphaerellales; Mycosphaerellaceae. The record is from RefSeq and is a predicted model, not a curated record.